AUGGUACUCCUGUUACAGAUGACUAGAUUUCCUGUUCUUGUUUUCCGUGGACUUCUACUAUUCUUUCUCGGCAUAUGUUUCUGUUGGGUUUGUGAAGCGUUACACAAUAUCAAGGGAGAAUUCACAUCAUCAGAAAUAUCUUUUUACACACAGUCCGCUGCUAAAUUCUGGAUACCAUUCUGUUGUGGCGUUGCAUCUAUGGCUGUAGGACUUCUUUCACCGUGCGUUGACUCCAAGCUGGGCGUUUUCGACGUUUAUAAUAAUGAAUGGUCUUCAGUACUGAGGUGUGCUGCACUUUUCUUCGGAUUCAGUCACGCAACUGCAAGGAUUGACUUCGCCACCUAUUCACAACUCUCACUAACAGCCAUUGGACUCUCUAUAGCACUGUGGUGGGUGUUUGAUGGAUCUCGAGUUGGAUUUGUUUUUGGGAUGGCAGCCGCUCUACUAGCAACAUUUAUUUUUCAAUCAUUUGUUUGGAAACAACUUUACAGGUUUUCCCAUCCUAUGAUGGCAGCUUGGCUACCCUGUUUAUUCUUCUCCGGCGGCGUUGUCAUCGUCUUGGUGGGCAGGCAGCUUGCAAAACCUGAUGUAAUGGCUCUAAUGCAAAGAAAGGUUAAAUAA
Molecule: messenger RNA, 621 nt
Organism: Trichobilharzia regenti
Lineage: Eukaryota; Metazoa; Platyhelminthes; Trematoda; Strigeidida; Schistosomatidae
Source: the annotation of a GenBank genome assembly